UCCAUCGUCUCCCUGCAGCCAUUCCAUCGACUCUCUAUUCUACUACUCUACCGUUUACCAUCUACCAUCUACUCCCAAGCACCAGGAUAUCACGGUUAAUCUCUGGCUGCUCUCUGAUUCCACCAUGGCAGAGAAGCUAUAAUUCCAUUCAAACAUGUCUGUUCGACACGGCUACACUGCUUACCUUGUCUGUCUGUCUACAUUUGUUUUUUGCUAUACAGCAUAUCCAACGGGAAUUCCCACAAUGCAUGACGACGAUGGAUCAACCGACUCGACUGACUCGACGAGCGGAACCCGCCAGCCCACAAGCUGCAUCGUCCCGAGUCGUGGGCAUGGGCCAUCCCGUGCCAUGCCAUCCAAUCUGUCAUCUACCGCCUGCAUGCCACCAUGCCCCUCCAACCGCUGCAUACUUAGACCACACACCACACUCAGUCUUGCUUGACUCCUUGCACCCGGGUUUCUCAACGGCAGACGAUGCCAUGACUACAUAUGUAUAUAGUCAAGUACAUUGCACUACACGCACACAUGCAGCCAUGGUACCGUGAUUGGCUGUCGCCUGCACCUCCUCCACCCCCCGACCUCAGCAUAGACUUGCCCGAAUCCCCAAGCGCUUAUUUUGUGCUGUGCCUCGCGACUACUGUCCCAUCACCUCUCCACCUAAGCCCUCUUCCUUCAAAAGCACCACAAUGCUUGAACAAGACUGCUAUCAUUUCCAUCAUUUCUAUAAGCUCGAGAGAGUCAUGACAAAGUAGACAACGUCUUUGCUGUCAUGCAAUACAACAACCUUUGUAAGUCUAGGUACCACACAUCUCAUGUCAAUUGGCUCGCCGUUGAUUGCUGUCACAGUCUUUGCUUUGUCUAGGCGCUUUUUUUUGUAUAUACUCUUCUUGAACGCUAUCUUGACAUGUUUGAUCCCAUCGCCACGAAUCGCCCAAGAUGAAUAUCCAACUUGGACGCCGAGGCGCUCCAGGCUGACCACUGAGAGACUAAUUCUAUACGUCUGAUCUGACAUUUUGAUCCUCUGUAUAGAAAGUCGCAGCCUUUCUCUUUGCACAUGAUAGUGGCGUAGCGUGUGCAUUUUGUAUGGGACUCGGAUCGUCUGGGGUGUCGGCAGCCGACUCGUCUGAUCCAUCCGGCUCUUGGGGAGCUUCAGGAUUCUCAGGCGGGAGGCGCACGUCUUGCCCGUUAACGCCGCCAAUCUUCUCGUCACCUCCCCCCCGUGCCGCUUGCUCGCUGCCUCCAGAACCAAGCCUGCCGCCGUGCCACAUCGAGAUAAACAUGCACCACCUGCUGCUGCUGCUGUGCAAGGUACCGUGCAUGCAUGCCUACAUACUCUCUUUGAAUCCCGUACCAAGUCCAAUGAUUACAUGAAUCCCGACAUCUAGCCUUGCCUGCCCCCCUGCAACAUGCACGCCCGUUUCCCGCUUGCAUGUCUUGUUUGCUGCCUCUCUCGGCUUGCUGGAUCCU
Molecule: messenger RNA, 1467 nt
Organism: Periconia digitata
Lineage: Eukaryota; Fungi; Ascomycota; Dothideomycetes; Pleosporales; Periconiaceae
Source: the annotation of a GenBank genome assembly